GGAAGUCCAAGAUCAACCGACCCAUCUCACAGUAUGGCUCUUACUCAAGGACCAAAGCUUAGUUCUGAGGCUACCACAACCGGAAUAGCACGCCAGGAGGUCUUGGAGCGAUAUGAAGAGCUGCUAAUUGAACAAAAGUCCUCGCCAGAUCAUGUAUUCAUAAGUGGAAGUUCUUUUCGUGAGCUUGACCCAAAUUUGGUCGUUUUAGAUGAAAAGGCUCGCGAGCAUCCUCGGGAUUGGCUUGUUCCAAAGAAAAUUCGAGCCACUGCUAUGGUGGGAGCAUAUUGCUUUCUAAGUCCAUUCGCCAGUACAAUAUUCGCACCAUCUGUUCAUCUCGUCAUGGCCGAUCUCAACAUCACAGAUAGUACCUUGGGCGCUCUAGCAGUUUCCAUCUUUCUUUUCGGAUUCGCGAUCGGACCUUUGGUACUGGCCCCAAUGAGUGAGUUGUAUGGUCGUAGGUUGAUUAUCAACUGUGGCAAUCUUGUGUUUGUUGCAUUUUCGAUCGGUGCAGGCUUUGUUCAAACGCCUGCUCAACUCUUCACAAGUCGCAUAUUUGCUGGCCUAGGUGGCUCGGCAGCAUUGUCCAUUGUUGGUGGUACGGUCGCGGACAUGUGGGAUCUUAAGGCAAGACCAAAAGCUUCAGGCUUAGUUAUGCUUGGGCCUGUUCUGGGUCCUAUCCUAGGUCCAGUGUGUGGCGGUUGGAUGUCAGAGGCAGCAAGUUGGAGAUGGACUCUCUGGGUACCGGCCAUUGCAAGUGGCAUUCUGUCUGUCGCAGGCUACUUCUUCCUUCCUGAAACCUACGCACCGCGAGUUCUUCAGCAUAAGUUGCAGAAAAUGAAAACCCUUCACCCAGACAAGCAAUUCUAUACGGUACUGGAUCUGACUCAGUCUCCUUCUGGACUCAGGUUUCUGUUCAGUCAGUUCGUGAGACCUCUUGUAUAUCUUGCAGUUGACCCUGCAUUGGCACUAGCCUCAAUUUUCUAUGCAGUCUUAUUUGGAGUUGUCUAUUUAGUCAUCGUCACCCUUGCUGAUGUCUUUGGCCACGGAUAUGGGCACUCUGUGGGAUUUGUAGGAACCGACUUUCUAUCUGCCGGAGUCGGAAUGAUCAUAGGCACCUUUGGAACAAUUAGAGUCAUGGAAAUGAUCUUCAAGAAGGACACUACAACUGGCCAAAUGAAAUACAAACCAGAAUCUCGCUUGUUGAGUUGCAUUGUGGGGGGUAUUCUCAGCGUAGGUGGGUUGUUCAUGUAUGGAUUCUCAGCAAUGAGAACGCAUUAUAUUGUUCCACUUAUAGGCAUAGCAAUAUUUGCUUGUGGGACUAUGAAUAUAAUGCUGGCAAUACAAAUUUAUGCAGUGGAUGGUUUCAAAUACCCCGCCUCUGCAUUUGCGGCCAUCUCUGUUCUUCGAUGCCUCUUUGCUGGUUUCUUCCCUCUCUUUGGCCCAAAGCUUUUCGUUCGACUAGGUGUUGACUGGGGUGUUGGAUUGUUAGCAUUUCUUGUUCUAGGCCUGGGCACACCCAUGAUCACUUUACUAUAUAUUUUUGGUCCUCGACUUCGCAAAAUCGGCGUUCAACAUAUGAGUAGAUUUGAGGGAGAUAGUGGCUGAUCCUAAAUGUCAUCGAAUCGGUGAGCAAAGAUAGAGGAUCGACCCGGAAGCUACAUAUUCAUACAUAUUUUGCGUCACCGAAGAUGCCUACAGCCAGUUUUUAUUGUUUGAGGAAGGAAAGGUGAAACAAGUCAAUUAGUACUACACCAAAACUACUUUGGGUUAUGUGGGAAGGAUUUCGAGCAAAUGUAUAACACGAGGUCAAGUGCCAGAGUCUUCGAAUCCAGAGCUUUCAUCCUUUGGUACUUGUUUCCGCUG
Molecule: messenger RNA, 1863 nt
Organism: Aaosphaeria arxii CBS 175.79
Lineage: Eukaryota; Fungi; Ascomycota; Dothideomycetes; Pleosporales
Product: MFS general substrate transporter
Exons: 13
Coding region: 34-1605 (523 amino acids)
Biological process (GO): transmembrane transport
Cellular component (GO): membrane
Molecular function (GO): transmembrane transporter activity
Source: RefSeq, a predicted model, not a curated record